AUGCGUUCCGAUCACAGUCUCGACAACGCGCCGCCCAGAGAUUCCGCAUCCAACUCCUCACAGCAAACGUCCGCACCAUCUAGUUCAGCCGAAGCUUUGGCGCGAUCCGACCGUGCUUCGUCUUCAUCUUCAAAGGAUAGUCACGCAGCACCUGUGACAGCUCGCAGACCGGCACCGUCCCCUGCGCAGAGUCCAGAGCCCGCAUCGAUCUCUCGCUUCUCCGGAUCACUCGCGACGGCAGCAGCAGAGCUGAAACGAUCCUCCGCUUACAAGAGGGCUCGCACCGUCAGCCCCAUCAUCGACGAGAACAGCAGCGACGUCGAGAACGAAAGCAGGUCGUCUCCCUUCUCACAGCCCUCAAGCGAAUCUGGCGAACCCGACAACACCGAAGUCACCUCCACGCAGCCUACCCCGCUCCGACAGAGCAUCUCAUCGGCUGACAUUCUGCAUCCUCCGCACGUCAUGUCCAGAUCCGACCAGAAUAUCGAAGGCCUUAUGACCGAACAAUCCCUCAGCCUCGAUGAUGGAACGGGAGCCGCGCCUGUCAUCAUUAAGACGGUUGACGCGAUAGUGGACGACGAGCCACCGUCGUAUACGGAAGCGAUCGAGCCGGCACCAGCCUCGACUCACCAGUCUAUCGACACCACGCCGACAAGACCGACGGGACAACAGCAGCUCGAUCGCAUUCGACCAAUGAAGAACCUCCCCCUACAUGCUGGCGACACUUGGUAUCUGAUCAGUCGCAAGUGGUACCGUCGCUGGGACGCAGCUUGCUCUGAGCGUCGAGAUUCGGAUCCUGCCGAGAAGGUAGAUGUACCCAUCGGCACCAUCGACAACUCGGACUUGCUCGAUCCAGAUUCGACUCCUGCACUGCCCCGCCUCAGGCCAGGCAUCAACGAGCACAUCGACUACGAGAUGCUGCCCGAAGAAGGCUGGUCCCUCCUCGUCCAGUGGUACGGUAGCAGCGGUCCGGUCUUUGCUCGCAACGUGAUUGACGGCCUCAAUGCGGGUCAGGAAAGUGUCGAGUUCUAUCCGCCCGUCAUCCGUCUUCUGAAGCUCGUUCACGACGUCAGCGUACAGGGUUCUGGUGUGGCAUCCUUCAGCUUGUCGGUUAGUGCAAGCGUGGCCGAGCUCAAGGCGAAGGCAAAGUCAGCGCUAAAUCUCGGCUCCAUUGCCGACGUCGACAUCAGAUUGUACUUUUUGCCUGAACCGACGGAUCAGGAGCUACAGAACGGCCUCGUUAGCUCGGCUCGAGUAACGGAAGAGGGUGUCGACAUUGUUGACGCUGGCGAAGACAAGCCCGACAGUUAUCAACCCAAUACAACACUGAAGUCAGUCGGGAUCGAAGAGAUCGAGAUCAAUCUCGUCGUAGAAACGCGCCAAUCAGGACGCUGGCAAACGGAUCCUGCACCUACAGACAACGCUGCCUCCUCGUCGGUGAAAGGGAUAUUCGCACAACAAGGAGACUUUUUCAGCAACCUUCAGCAGAACAAUGCCACGGCCGGUGCCAGCGCAGCGUCAGGCACCGCCGCUGAAGCGCAAGGGCGGGUCACCAGGUCGCAGACUGCCGUCGAUCGUACCAUGGGCAGGUCACGCGGAUUGCGCGGCCUCAACAAUCUCGGCAACACCUGCUUCAUGAACAGCGCGCUGCAAUGCCUCAGCAACACGUACGAGCUGCAGCAGUACUUUGUCUCGGGCGCGUACAAGGAGGAGCUCAACACGGACAAUCCGUUGGGCAUGGGAGGCGCCAUCGCGGAUGCAUUUGGCAAUCUCAUCACCAACAUCUGGAACGGGCAAGGUGGCUCCUUUUGGCCACGUGAAUUCAAGUUUGCCCUCUCUCGCUUCGCACCGCAGUUCAGCGGUUAUGCGCAGCACGAUAGUCAGGAGUUGCUUGCUUUCCUCCUGGACGGCUUGCACGAGGACCUCAACCGCAUCCUGAAAAAGCCGUACAUCGAGGCACCAGAUUGGGAAGGAGGCGACGAGAAGGACCUGGUCGCAUUUGCCAAACGCCAGUGGGACAUCUACAAGGCGCGAAACGAUUCGGUCAUCGUCGACCUCUUCCAAGGACAGUACCGCAGCACACUGGUAUGCCCCGAGUGCAGCAAGGUCUCGAUCAAGUUUGAUCCGUUCAUGUACUUGACGCUCCCCAUCCCCAACAAAAAGAUGUGGAAAGGACAGAUCUACUUUGUUCCGCUCGAUGCGAGUCAGCCCAUGCACAAAUUCCAGGUGCAGCUGCCAGCAGGUACCACGGUCGGCAAGCUGCGACAAAAGGUAGCAGCUCAGUUCGGCAUCGAGACCAAGCGUCUCGUAUGUGGAGAGGUGUGGCACCAUCGCGUCUACAAGUGGUUCGACGACUACGAACCCCUAGUCGACAUCAAGGACGGCGACUUUGUCUACUUUUGGGAGGUGGCUGCACCACCUCGCUUGUCCAAGCAGCGGCAGUUCCGAUAUCAUCGAUCGGUCGAGGACGCUGAGGAUGCGCUCGAUAUUCCGGAGCAGGAGUACGCAGUUCUGCCCGUCUUUACAAACGUCGCCAGCGACACCUCGGGCCCGUCGUCGAGCCAAGCGUUUGUCAGUCGUCGAGCACGGUCAGAGGCCAUCGGCAUUCCCUUCUUCAUUUCCGUGCCCAAGGCCGACGUCAACGAUGCCGACGCCAUUCGCGAGCAUGUGUUGCAAGGUUUCUCACGCUUUGCAGGCGUGCCAGAGGAACUGCGUCAAGCUGUCGAGCACGAUCGAACGGCCGCUGCUCCUUCAGCUCUGCCGCCAUCUACAUCGCAGAUUUCGGAUUGGGAGAUGGUGGACGACUCGGCGGCUGGCAAUGACGACGCAAUUCAGGUCGUCGCACCAAGCCAAAUGGCGGACAGCGAUCUUGUCACCGAAAUUCGGGAGGAUGGCGAAGCGGUAGUGGUGCCUGAUGUCAGCACAGUCGAUGCCGAUGUUUCUUCUCCGUCCGUCGCUCCAUUGAACGAAUUCAAAGCUCCGACGCCGAGCAGUCCGGCUUUGCGCAUCCGCUUCAGUAUUGCCGAACUCGGUCAAGGCUUGCCAAAGGGAAGCGAAAGCAACGCAGACAACCUCUCCGAAGAUCUCGAAGAACGCCAUGCUCGUCUCGCAAAGCGCAGCGCAUCGGCUGCCUCGUCGUUGGGCGGAGAAGAACCGAUGAAGGUCGAGGCUGACGAGCUGGAGGCAGAGGAUGAGUCGAAAACCACGUCCACUGACAAGGCUGUCCCGCUCGUAUACACCGGCGGCGCCAUCGUGUGCACAUGGUCGCAUUCCGUCAAGGCGCGUGGCCUGCUUGUCGAUUCCGACUCGGCCCAGCUGUGGGGCGACUACGAAGAGACGGUGGACGAGGCAAUCCGUCAGCGCGAGAACGCCGGACCGGCUCGACCCAAGACGCUGUCGAUCGAAGACUGCAUGGACGAAUUUACGCGCGAAGAGCAGCUAGGCGAGGACGAUCCGUGGUACUGUCCCCCAUGCAAAGAGUUCCGUCAGGCCACCAAGAAAUUCGACCUGUGGAAGGCGCCCGACAUUCUGGUGGUGCAUCUCAAGCGCUUCAGUGCCGGAAGGCAUUCGCGCGACAAGCUCAACAUGUUGGUGGAUUUCCCCUUGGAAGGGCUUGAUCUUACGGAUCGGGUGGAGGGCACUCAGGCGCUUCGGAGGGUGCAGGAGGAAGCCAAGGAGAGCGGAGAGGAGCUGUCGGAGAGCAUGCUCGGGUCGGGCAUCCUGAGGCCGUUGGAGGACAACGACGACGCCGUCGCCGUGGAUCGUCCCAUCUACGAUCUGUACGCGGUUGACAACCACUUCGGCGGACUCGGAGGAGGACACUACACCGCUUUCGCAAAGAGCCCCGCCGACGGCAAGUGGUACGAGUUUGACGAUUCGAGCGUUAGGCCCGUGGCCAAUUCCGAGGCGGUCAAGAGCUCGUCCGCAUACCUGCUCUUCUAUCGUCGCCGCACAACACGACCGAUCGGAGGCAAAUCCAGGCAAAAGUUCCAGGAAGCCGCCAAGACCCGCGCUACCGGUGCAGGUCAAGAGCCAGCUGCAGACGAUGCAGCACCGGAGGCUGGACCGUCGACUGCUACGGGAGACUACUCGAGCGAUUCGUUGAGCGACGACACUCCGGACUGGUCGCUCAACAUGCGUAGCGGUGCCGACGAUAGCCUGGUCGAGCCCGCGACGGGGUGGUCGAGCACCGGCAAUUCGCCAGCUUCUUCUAGUCGUGCGCCGAGUCCCAUCAGCGACCGUGGUCUCGAUUCACCCUGA
Pseudozyma hubeiensis SY62 is the source of this 4260-nucleotide messenger RNA. Its product is annotated as ubiquitin carboxyl-terminal hydrolase 2. NCBI's taxonomy places the organism in Eukaryota, Fungi, Basidiomycota, Ustilaginomycetes, Ustilaginales, Ustilaginaceae. Gene Ontology annotation, biological process: protein deubiquitination. The record is from RefSeq and is a predicted model, not a curated record. Bases 1 to 4260 code for a protein of 1419 amino acids. Gene Ontology annotation, molecular function: cysteine-type deubiquitinase activity. The transcript has a single exon.